Messenger RNA from Limulus polyphemus (Atlantic horseshoe crab), 3283 nucleotides. RefSeq names its product homeobox protein engrailed-1-B-like. Bases 334 to 1017 code for a protein of 227 amino acids. Gene Ontology annotation, molecular function: DNA-binding transcription factor activity, RNA polymerase II-specific; RNA polymerase II cis-regulatory region sequence-specific DNA binding. NCBI's taxonomy places the organism in Eukaryota, Metazoa, Arthropoda, Merostomata, Xiphosura, Limulidae. The record is from RefSeq and is a predicted model, not a curated record. Gene Ontology annotation, cellular component: nucleus. The transcript is spliced from 2 exons. Gene Ontology annotation, biological process: regulation of transcription by RNA polymerase II; multicellular organism development; neuron differentiation.
AGGGGGGAAGGGCCAUAGCAAAAGCGCGUGCUGUUGCCCGCCGUUCACGAGAGUAAUGAUAGUCGUGCCUCUCAGCUCAACUCAUGGCUCAGAGACAACUGUGUAUAAAAAGCAGAGAAGAGUGUCGUCCGAGAAAUACAGGAGACAUCAGUUGACCCCAGGUCACACAAAGCAGAUUACGCGGCUACUGUCAACUGACUCACUGUUCUAUUCGCCGCUGGGGGGAGCUGAUCAACGUACUAUAGGAAUGAGCAGGUGUUUUGGAGGAUAGAGAGCUUGAGAGAAACAUAAGUUGAACAGUGCAGGCUAAAAGUGUGCACGUGGACAAGCAGGAUGGCUCAAGACACUGACCAUCCACACAGCACGCCCAGUAGUCCCGAACCCCAAGACUUGCAGAAGCGUACAGAGGGUAAGCGGCAAGAGUUGUCUAUGGCGCCGAGUCCCGAAAAUCAAGAAUCGGACAUCGCCGACCCCGUUGCUACAACUCGAGCCCUGAAGUUCUCAAUCGAGAAAAUCUUGUCUCCGGACUUUGGUCGACAUGCUCGAAAGAAGCGGGUUGACAGUGUCGGCGCCGACAAAACCCUGUCCCCACAGCCUCCUAGUCCCAGUAAGACGAUGGCACCGCUGGUGUGGCCGGCUUGGGUGUACUGCACUCGGUACUCCGACAGGCCGUCCUCAGGUAGGAGAGGGCCCAGGUCUCGGCGAAUAAAGAAGAAAUUGAAGCCUGACGAAAAACGGCCAAGAACUGCUUUCACAGCAGACCAGCUAGCCCGACUCAAGGCAGAGUUCCAAGAAAACCGCUACCUGACGGAGAAAAGACGACAAGACUUGGCUCGCGAAUUACAACUUAACGAAUCCCAAAUCAAAAUUUGGUUCCAGAACAAGCGAGCAAAGAUCAAAAAGGCCACUGGCCAUACUAACUCGCUGGCCAUCCAGCUGAUGGCUCAGGGCUUGUACAACCAUAGUACGAUCCCUGUUCGUGAUGAUCUGGACGACAAGGAUAUUGACUCGUCGUAGACUGGUUUGUUGACACCACCCUGACUGUACAUAUCACCGUUUAAAGACUUUUUAACGUCAUGGCGUACUAAGCCCUCGCUCAUAUGUAUGUUAUAAACUCAGUUCGUCGUCUAAAUAUUAUGUAGAAUGAUGCAGGAAUAAUAUCGUCGAUCUUCAUUACUAUGGCAGUUUCUCAGGUGUGAAACUCGUGACGAGACAAUUCUUGAUAACGAACAUAUAUUUCGUCGUCCAGUCUACACGUCCCCUGACACCAUCGUGAAAUAAAAAUUUUAAGUAACAACAAUUAUUGUAAAUUGGGACACAGUCGUACAAGCAUAAAGAUUACGGACUUACCAAGUAAUCUGCUAGUUUCUAAGUCAUUUCGUGCUAUGUUGUGUGUAGUGUAUAUCCCUUAUAUAUAUCUAUAUAUAUAGUAAAUCAUGAGAUCAGCAUAUGUCGCCCUUGGAUGUUUCAUAAAGUCACAAUGACUGCUAUUCAACUUCUCCAUUAUUUUGGAAUAUGAUUUAAUUAUAAUAGCCUCUGUCAUGAAACUCGUCGUUGGUCUUCAGCUUAUGACAAAGCUCAAGAAGUCCAACUUUGAUCAGUGAGACUGAUCCAGAUUGUCACUGACUUAGUUGGUCUUGAAGUUGUGCCACAUCUGGUUAAUCUCAAAUUUUCUUCAACUUAUUCUUUUGGCUUUGGUCAGAAUUGGUCAUGAAUAAGCUUCAGUAUUCAUGUAGCUUUGUUGGUCUCGAGUUUGUUUCACACCAGUAACCUCGUUCAUCUUCAAAUGAUCUCAGAAUUGGCUGGAUACAGUUUGUGUCUCAGGUUACUAUACUCUAUAGUUUAUGCCAUGCUUUGUGGAUCUCUUUCUUCACACAAACAUAAACUUUUAGACUCCAUUAAGUGUAACACUGAUCAUUUGUGUCUUGUGUGAAACGUCAUCCUUUAUCAAGUUAUUUAAACUUUUAUUAAGAGAGAUCAGUUCGGAGUUCACAUUAAACUUAAUUUAUCUCAAAUCACAUUUUACCCCCGUUUAACCUUUAGGCUUAACAUCUAUGCAGAACAAUGUAUUUUUUUAAAUAAUAGAGAGAACAGCUAAGAGCGGAACAUUUCUUACGUUUAUUGGUUAACAAAUAUUUAAUUUUAUUUGAACACUAUUUCUAUCUUGUACGGUAGUGAUGAAGAAUGUUUGGGGAUCGAACAAAUGAGCUUUGAGGACCUCGUAUUUGCAAAUAUUGAGUUCUCUGUUGUAAGAAUGUUCUUAUAAAGAGGAAAACACCCCUGAAUCCCCAUUACAUUGAGCACCCUUAACAUAAAAUAUAUACUGAUUAAUUGAUCUGAAGGUUACCACGUUGGAACCUUAAAUAAGAGGUCUGAAAAGUUCUGUGACAUUCUGUAUGCGAUCAGUCUUCGCCAUGAAACAUCGGAACAUAGAGUGAGGCCUCUUCUAUUCGUUCCCCAUUUUUUUACACCUCUGGUAUUUGCAUUUACUUUUCAACCAUGUUUCUGUAAAGCAAGGUGCUAAUUCAACGUCUUUUUCAUUGUGUAUGAUAUAAUGUUCAACUAAGCUAAGACAUUGGCUAUUAUCUAUAUGUAAAUACUAAAAUGCUCCUAAACUCAUAUCGAAGGUCUGAAGGUGGGAAAAAAAAUCAAGGAAAAUAAAAGAGCGUUAUCUGUCUUGUAAUGCAAUAUGUGUAGAUUGGCUUGUUGUUAUAGCAGCAGGUUUUCUAGAUAUUUCAUGAUGUUAACCGCAAGUAUCACCAAACCCCUGAAAAUCGAAAAAUGAAUAGAAGAGAAAAAUUUCAGAUGCAAACACUAAAAUAUGCAUUUCAUUAACAAAAUUAUUUUAUCAAGCCAAUCAGAUUAUAAUCACUUGUUUCGCAGAUGAUUAGACUGUUUUAUAGUGUGUAUUACAAAAACCAGAUGGCAUUGCAACAAAUGGAACAACGUUAUGUUUAUAACAAAUUAAAUGAUGUUAUCUAUUCAUCUUUUUCUAUCGUUGUAAAACCUUAAGCUAAACGAAUUAGCUAAAUGUACAGCUUUGAAUUAAGUUAUGUUGACAUAGUCGAUGCUUCUGUCUUAAGAAAAACUUUUUCCGGAUUUCCCCCCCCCCCUUUUUAAGAUUAACAAUGCAGUAGUGUUUCACAGGGGUCUCUAGUGUUCCUUGUUGGUCUGAUCUUUACUGGUAUUUAUGAUAAAAUUAGUUGUGUAUUAUAGUUACCCCUUUGUGAGUUUGAGUGUACAUAUAAGUUUUCUGUACAAAUUUUGCAUGAUUGGAAAUAAA